Molecule: messenger RNA, 970 nt
Organism: Argiope bruennichi
Lineage: Eukaryota; Metazoa; Arthropoda; Arachnida; Araneae; Araneidae
Exons: 5
Coding region: 152-802 (216 amino acids)
Source: RefSeq, a predicted model, not a curated record
AAUUUGCAAUAAUAUGCGUUGAUAUAUCAGUUUUCUGUAGAUGGAGCGAAAACAAAUAAAAGUGAGCGUACAGAGAUAGCAGAUUCGGACUUUAGUUAUUAAAGCUUACAGCUCUAAAGCCACGUUACAAACAUUUGAAACUAAGAGCAGGAUGAGAAUACGGUCAGAAAUUUUAGUCUUCCUCUUUUGGACGUUAUCAGGGGUUUGCGCAACCAAAGGUUUCAAAAAUGAGACUAUCGAAUGCGUUUUCAGAGAAUAUGAUAAAUGCUACUUGGCCAUCUCUUCCUUGGGGGCCGACUUCACAGCCAGAUACGAUGAAACAGAAAUGCAAAUAAAUGCUACUUGUAGGACAGAGAUGCAGACACGACAAUGCAUUGCAAACAUCCCCCAUGCUUGUAAUACAUUCUCUGGAUGGAAUCCUAACAGAAUCAUCGACACAGUCCACAAUCUGUGUACUAAAAACAAAACUGAACACAAAAAUUUUUUGAAUUCUAGCAUUUGUUACAAUCAAAACUUGAGCAGACGGCAAAACUGUGUAAAUAAAUACAGUUAUGGCUCCAAAACUGAUGUAAAAUCUCUUUGUUGCUCAAACCGAGAUACUCUAGAGUGCUUGAAGGAAGAACUGAGAAAUACUUGUCCCAGGAACUACACGGAAUUCCAGAAUCACCUGAUGGAAGUUUAUCGGAGCCACCACUUUGCUGUCUGUGGACACUACUAUCGUAUAUGCAAUGGGGCAUCAAGUUUCGUGAUCUCAGCUGGAUUUAUUAUGUUCUUAAUUAUGUUAGUUCUCAUUCAAAAGUGAGACGAAAUAAAUUUGUGAACAAAUAUGUGUGAAGAUUAUUUCUAUGAAUAUAUAUAUAUAUAUUUCUGCCAGAUGAAAAAAGAAUUUUUUAAAAGUAUUUUGAAGAGUUAUUGUGUAAUUUUUAUUACAGAAAUUAUAGACGUGUAUGUAUCUUUUAAUUUUUCGGGG